CCAUGGAAGCGACCUCUGCUGCACAUUUUUCAAGCCUCCCUACUCCAUCCCGAAGGCUAGCUCAGAUGAGGCGGAGGAAGAAGAGGACACGAGAUGAAAUGUUCUCAGAAAUCAUGGAAGUAACCCGCAAUGAAAGAGCUCAUCUGAGGGAGUGGAAGGACGUGGUAGCAAAGUACAGGAAAGAGGCCAGUGAAUGUGAGGACAGGAGGGACAAACGUGAGGAUAGGAGGGACGAACGUGAGGAUAGGAGGGACGAACGUGAGGAUAGGAGAGACGCUCGAGAUGAGAGGUGUAGGCAGGAAGAUCAGCGGUGGCGGGAAGCAACGCUGGAGCUGCUGCGUGAUCAGACUGACAUCCUCCGACGUCUGGUGGAUCUUCAGGAGGAGCAGCGGUGA
Molecule: messenger RNA, 395 nt
Organism: Gopherus flavomarginatus (Mexican gopher tortoise)
Lineage: Eukaryota; Metazoa; Chordata; Testudines; Testudinidae
Product: pre-mRNA-splicing factor CWC22 homolog
Exons: 3
Coding region: 3-395 (130 amino acids)
Source: RefSeq, a predicted model, not a curated record